UCAUGAGUUCCGAGUUGCCGGCCAACAUGGCGGCGGCUUCAGCCGUGGCGAGUACGAGAGAUGGCCGUCCGCAAAAUCGAAAAUCCCGCCGUGCGAUGGCUCAGUCAUUUCUUUCUGGCAUAUCCCUUGACGGUCGCAUUAUGCGUGAGCCUAGAACACGCGAGAGAAACGACGAAAAAGUCCUGGAACCAACGCCAACGGUGGUUACGGAAAACUUCGGGACUCCUAGUCCUGUCACGAGAGAUUGUCGCAAGCCGAAAUAUUUGCAUUCAAUCUCCGAAUCUGCGGCUAGUGGUGCUAAAUCCUCACACCACCGCGACAGGAGUAUAACCAGAGAUAAAGGAUUGUCUGUGGAUGUUCAUAGGACUGCAGUUCGUCGAAGUUUUUCGGUUUCUGAAUCGAUGGGAAGUUCUGCCACAUCGGAUAGUCUUUCGUUUCGGAAUACUUCAAGACAUCGGAUAACAUGCAUGUCUGGAUCUUCAUACAGACUCCGCAGAAAAGUCAACGAUAAACGGGUUGUGUUAUGCACCUCUCGAAAAAUCCCAUUUAUAACAUAUUCAGUGCUGAAAUAUCACAAGGAGAACCAAGCAGUUGGCUUUGAAGGGACAAGCAAAAAGCACAUGUCAGGUCCUUCUAGCAGCUCUCCUGCCAUUGAAGGUGUCGAAAUUGGUAUUGGAGAAAAGAGUGUGUCAUAUAGCUCACUGCUUGUGCCUUCAUACCCACUGGCUACAUACAGAGCUUGGCAAGAGAGUAUGUGGGCUCCCUCUGCCUCACCUGUAUUACUGACUCAGUCAUUAGAUCUCAGGGCAAAUAAAGCAGAUACUGUGUAUUGUGAUCCUGAAGCAUUGUACCUGUCAGCAUAUGACCCAUACCAGCUUGAUGAUCCUGAGUUGACGUCUGGCAAGCACAGAACAGUGCUUCGGCUAAACUCUUAUAUGGUGUCAAUGACUGCUUAUGCCAAGCCAUCAGAACUGAAAAAAGAUCUUAAUGAGAGGUUCCGGGAGAAGUUUCCUCAUAUCGAAGUCACCCUUACUAAGCUGAGAAGCCUGAAAAGAGACAUCUUAAAGGUUGCUUCAUCUCAGGACUGCAGUCUUGACCUUACAUCAGUUGCAUAUGCUUUUGUGUACUUUGAAAAGCUGAUUUUGAAGGAAAAAAUCAACAAGCCAAACAGGAAAUUGAUGGCAGGAGCUUGUUUACUUUUAGCUGCCAAAUUCAAUGACGAUAAGAGGGUGAAAAUUAAGUUUGUAAUUGAUAAAAUUGCUGAAAAGAUGAAAGUUCAAGUGCGGGAGCUGCUAAGUUUUGAGUUCCAAGCGCUGGUGGGUCUUGAUUUUAAUCUUCACAUCCCGGCGUGGGAGGUAGUGCCCCAUCUCAAACGUCUCGAGUCCGAUCAGUUCUACCAGCUGUGACAAACCCUAGCCGUGGCUUGGAUACAUUAGAUUUGGUAUACUUCUAAUGGUCGCGAGAACAUUGCAUCUGUAUUAUUGUAUUGUGUCCGACUUGUAUGAUUUUGUUUUGUUCUUUUGGUUUUAUUGUCUGCUUUCAAACUCUUAUUUGUUUAAACAAAUGUUAUAUUGAACCGAUGUUGUACUUAAGAACUUGUACUGAACAACC
Nematostella vectensis (starlet sea anemone) is the source of this 1611-nucleotide messenger RNA. Its product is annotated as CDK5 and ABL1 enzyme substrate 1. The transcript is spliced from 11 exons. The coding region runs from base 3 to 1406 and encodes 467 amino acids. NCBI's taxonomy places the organism in Eukaryota, Metazoa, Cnidaria, Anthozoa, Actiniaria, Edwardsiidae. Gene Ontology annotation, biological process: regulation of cell cycle. The record is from RefSeq and is a predicted model, not a curated record.